UUUCUUUAGAAGGAGCACUAGGAAUUUUUCUUCAAAGAACCAAACCACAUUAUAGAACAAUAAGCGUUCCUAGAACCUCCUUACUACAAAAAGCGGACGCCAUGACAGAAGAAACCCCAUCAUAUCAUAAUUCAUAUUCAUAGUUUCAAAUACACAAUUAAAUUGACUCCAAAAAAAUGAGUACGAACAACCAUCUAAACCAUAGUUUGAUCCUAACCGUUUUGCUACUCAUAGCAUUUGCAACGAAGACUGAGCAAUCAAAUCAGAUUCCAGCACUGUAUGUGUUCGGUGAUUCGUUUGUUGAGUGUGGUAACAACCACUAUGUGCCAGGAGCGGAUCUGCGAAAUUUCUUUCCUUAUGGCAUAGAUUUCGGCACACCCACUGGUCGCUGCACUAAUGGCAAAACUGUUGCUGAUUUACUUGCUAUAUACCUUGGUCUGCCUUUUGCCCCUGCGUACUUGGGACUUUCAAGUAAAGGAAACAGAGUCAUAACUACAGGCAUAAAUUACGCAUCGGGGGGUUCUGGAAUUUUGCCAGACACCAAUAAUAAAACUUCAUUGAUAAUGGACGAACAAAUAAGGGGAUUCGAGAGGACAGUUAAGGAGAUUUUGCCAAAGGGGUUAGGUGAAGAAGCAGUGGAGAAGCAUGUAUCUGAAUCCUUGUUUUUGGUAUCUUCGGGUGUGAAUGAUCACUUCAAAAACAGAACAUUUCGUGGUAGUAGGAAAUUUGCUUCCUACCUCAUAAAUGAAUUCAAAAUACGCUUGCAGAUACUUCAUAGCCUAGGAGCAAGAAAAUUCUUUGUGAACAAUGUUCCUCCAGCAGGGUGCUUUCCAUCAAUGACUCUGCACUUAAAACCAAUAGGAAAGUGUAGUGAGAAGAUGAACAAACGGAUCUCCUUUUACAAUAAGAAAUUGCUUAUUUUACUCCAUGAAUUGCAGACUCAGCUUCCGGGUUUUACCUUUGUCUAUUCAGAUCUCAACAAGAGCAUCAUGGAGAUAAGACAAAACCCACAUAAAUAUGGUAAUAAGAACAAAGUCACAUGUCUUUUGUUUUCCCUUUUUAGAAAAUAUUCUUUGGUUUUCUUUCAAUUUUUGCUAAGUUUUGUUUGGUAAUAAACUGUUGUUAUU
Messenger RNA from Arachis ipaensis, 1127 nucleotides. NCBI's taxonomy places the organism in Eukaryota, Viridiplantae, Streptophyta, Magnoliopsida, Fabales, Fabaceae. The record is from RefSeq and is a predicted model, not a curated record.